Terrapene triunguis (Three-toed box turtle) is the source of this 1135-nucleotide messenger RNA. RefSeq names its product suppressor of cytokine signaling 2-like. The transcript is spliced from 2 exons. Gene Ontology annotation, molecular function: 1-phosphatidylinositol-3-kinase regulator activity. Gene Ontology annotation, biological process: phosphatidylinositol phosphate biosynthetic process; intracellular signal transduction. Gene Ontology annotation, cellular component: phosphatidylinositol 3-kinase complex. Bases 495 to 1127 code for a protein of 210 amino acids. NCBI's taxonomy places the organism in Eukaryota, Metazoa, Chordata, Testudines, Emydidae. The record is from RefSeq and is a predicted model, not a curated record.
CGAUCUAGAACUGGUCAAAUUUACAGAUUUAAUCAAAAUUUUGUUUGGGUAGAAUAUUGAAAUUUUGACCCCAAAAGCCCUUGGUUGAAAGUUGGAUCAUUUUGACCAGCUCUACCCCAUUCUCUUAUGAAGUUGCAGCAGCCACCGUGUCUGCUCUUGUCCCUUCCUGUUGUCUUUUGCUCUUCAUCACUGUUGUUGGAUUUGGUGCCUUCAGUGUAGCAGUCUUGUAAGGAACGCCCUGCGGCAGUUGGCAGUGUCAGUAGUGAUAGUCUCUGGUGAAGCUAAGCUCCUGGGUGAAUGGCUUUGUACAGGUUGGACCUCCUAGCACUGGUUUCUCCUUUCUUUACUCUUCUGCAUUACCUUUUAGGUGUUGAGAAGCCAAAUGAGAUGCCCCCAGUGAUGCCAGCAGCACUCCCUUCCCUGAGUGACCUCCCCUUGAUCGCACCUUGAGAUGCCCUCCCUGAGCCCCCCGGCCAACAGAACAACGCUGGACCAUGAAGUCCCCCAGUGCUGUGAUCUGCAGGGAGAAGCCGGCUCUGAACGUUUACCCUUAUGGCUCUGAACAGGAUGGCUGGGAAGAGACCAGGGAUGAGGACGUGAACUCAGCCCAGAUCAACUGCACCAUAAGCCACCUGGAGCAAGCUGGUUGGUACUGGGGUCCUCUCACAGCAGCAGAGGCCAGACGCGUUCUCUGCCCUUCCCUGGAAGGCUCCUUCCUGAUGCGUGACAGUUCCAGCCCAGACAACCUGCUCACCCUGUCGGUCAAAACCUCUGUCGGGCCCACCCACAUCCGGAUCUGCUACAGCGCUGGCCGCUUCGGCUUCGACUCGUCCGUCCUGGCCAAGCCCAAGCUCCAGAGCUUCAAGGACGCCAUGGCCUUGGUCCAGUUCUACUCCCUGGCCUCGCUGAAGCAAGCCGAACGGCUGGGGCCGUCGGAGCAGGAGACCACGUCCGUGUCCAAGGAUCCGGCCAUUCACCUGAAACUGAUCAAGCCCCUGUAUGUCUCUGUGCCGGCUUUGCAGCACCUGUGCAGGCUAACUAUCAACAGGAGCACUCGGCAGGUCUCGGCCCUGCCCUUGCCUGUGAGGCUCAAGGACUACCUGAUGAAGUACCCAUACGUGCUCUGAGAGCCCCC